Tetrahymena thermophila SB210 is the source of this 699-nucleotide messenger RNA. Its product is annotated as transmembrane protein, putative. The transcript is spliced from 2 exons. The record is from RefSeq and is a predicted model, not a curated record. Lineage: Eukaryota; Ciliophora; Oligohymenophorea; Hymenostomatida; Tetrahymenidae.
AUGAUUAAUUUUAUUAUUAAUAUAGUAUAAAUAAUAAAAAUAUAUUUACUUAAUCUAAGUAACUCAAAAAGGUGGAAAAAGAUGAAUUUAUAGUAUAAAAUUAGUUUGUAUAUUUACUUUUCGUUAGUAAUUAGGGCAUUUGCUAACAAAGCUAAUGAAAUAUUUCAAAAUUAGAAAAAUUAGUUGAAGGAUGAUGAAGACAUUUUAGAAUUUUAAACUUGUAGCUAAUCUGCUUGCUCUAAAGAUUUAGAAAUUGUUUAAAAUAAUUUUAUGCUAGCUGUUGAAUACACUGGAAUUCUAGAUUGCAUGCUGUAUAAAGAAGAGUGCUUAAAAAUAGAAAACCCGAAAACAAUUGAAGAGUAUAAUAAAAUUAAAUAAGUGCAUCGUUGCUUUUAAUUUUGUUUUAACUUGAGGAAAUUUAGUAAAGAAAUAGAAAAUUUAAAUAAAUGCAAUCUCUAAUGUGUAGAAACUACAAUACAGAAUAUUAAUUAAAGGGACUUGUAAAAUAGUCAUCUCUCUGAUCCCUUUAAUGUAAAAGCAAUUUUUUUUUCAACACUGACUGUUGUAUCAAUAAUUUUUGGAAUCUAUUAUCUGAUUUAAAGAAGAAGGAACCAAACGAUAGAAAAACAAUUGCAUUUAGAUUACAAAUUUAUUGAUAGAAGUUAGAACAAUACCAAAGAUAAUACAGUACCACCCUGA